UAGACGUCUAGUACGUGAUCAGCAAUAUUUAUUUAUGUUAGUAUUGUAAAAACGGUGAUUUUAUAUGGUCUCCACUCAUUAUCGUAGCAUUCGGAAAAUGAAAACAUGUAUUUUUAGUUUCUUCGUUCAUUGAAUUAGUGAUAUGUGAAACGAGUGAUUUCGUCCUUCUAAUAAUUUUUUUUAUCGGUACCUCCCGCCUGCCCCCUCUGUGGGUUAGCUAUUAAUAAAAUCGCAAUAGAAAAUAUUUUUGAUAAGAUAUUUAUUGUCUAAAUAAUAUUUUUGCGUAAGUUGACCAAUGUUAAUAAUAAACUAUUUCUCGCGUAAGACUGAAAAAUGAGCUAUAUUAGUGAUUUAUCUCAAUCUCAAGAAUAUUUAAGUUUUAGAAGCAAUGUUCCUCUAAAAAGAAUAGUUGUUGACUCAGAUAACACAAAGGGUUGGAGGGUUUAUGACUGUGGUCCGAAAAAUGUUAAGUCUCCACUUAUAUGUCUUCCCCCUGUAUCAGGAACGGCAGACAUAUAUUUCAAACAAGCUCUCGCAUUAUCUGCCAAAGGAAUCAGAGUGAUAUCGGCUGAAGCACCAGUUUAUUGGAAUGUAAAAGAAUGGUGUGAAGGUUUUAAAAAACUUUUAGAUUAUUUAGGGAUCAUAAAAGCUCAUUUAUUUGGAGCAUCUUUAGGUGGCUACUUGGCUCAAAAAUUUGCAGAGUAUACACACAAAUGUCCACGAGUUGCUUCCUUAAUUUUAUGUAACACAUUUACUGACACUGCAGUUUUCAAUAAUCAUGAAUCUGCAGCGAUUUUUUGGAUGUUACCAGGGUUAGUGUUAAAGCGCAUGCUUAUGAGUAAUUUUGGGGCUGAAAAAGUUGAUCCUGAAAUGGUAGAGGCUAUUGACUUCAUGGUGGAAAGAUUAGAAAGUCUUCCACAAACAGAACUUGCAAGUAGACUUACACUUAAUUGCCUUAAAGGGUAUGUUGAAGCUCACAAAUUAUCCGACAUUCCUGUGACUAUUAUAGAUGUAUUUGAUGAAUAUGCCUUAUCUAAUACAGUACGUGAAGAAUUAUAUAAGUGCUAUCCAAGUGCCAAAUUAGCUCAUCUUAAAUCAGGGGGAAAUUUUCCAUAUUUAAGUCGCUGUGCUGAAGUUAAUUUACAUUUGCAGAUUCAUUUAAGGCAAUUUGAUGAUACGAAUUUUUCAUCAUCUGAUCGACCUUUAGUUAAUAAAAUUUGACAGUGUUAUGCUUGCCAUUUAUACUUUGUAUAUAUUUUUUAUUUACCAUUUUAUUUCUACUGUUCGUACAUUUUAUUGUUAAUGUUUUUAUACAUACUUUUUCGAUACUUACAUUGAUUAGAUAUUACCGUUUCCA
This is a messenger RNA of Zophobas morio, 1357 nucleotides long. Its product is annotated as maspardin-like. NCBI's taxonomy places the organism in Eukaryota, Metazoa, Arthropoda, Insecta, Coleoptera, Tenebrionidae. The record is from RefSeq and is a predicted model, not a curated record. The transcript is spliced from 5 exons. The coding region runs from base 334 to 1221 and encodes 295 amino acids.